CGACAGAAGUGGAAACUGCUUGGCAUGCCAACCAUUCUUGUGUUUGGUGCAACAGGUCGCCAAGGUGGGAGUGUUGUUGAACACUUGAUAGGAAAGGGUUGGAAAGUUCGUGCGGUAACGAGGAAUCCCUCGAGUGAAGCUGCUCAGUUGCUGGUUAGGAAAGGUGCUGAAGUUUUGCAGGGCGAUCUCUUGCAGCCCCCUGAAACAUUGCUACCUUUGUUUAGAAAUACUGAUGCAGCCUUUGGAGUAACGGAUUUCCGAACCUUUUUGAACGAUUCGGAGGGACCUGAUCGAAAGGAAUUUUUAUGUGGAAAGAACUUUGCGGAUGCUGCCAAAAUGGCCAAGGUCCCAUACCCCAUUUUUAGCAGCCUACCUUCCACCAAAAGGUUGACUAAUGAAAAAUAUGCUACUCGUCAUUUUGAAACGAAGGUUAUCAUUGAAGAGCACAUGAAGAAUAUUGGUCUUCCCGUUAUUAUUAUCCGUCUAUAUGCAUAUUUUGAAAAUUUGCGGUUCUGGCUUCGUCCUAAAAAAGAAAAUCCUGAGCAACUUGAGUUUUCUUUACCAAUGGGAUCUUCUCGCAUGUUUAUGACUUGUGUUGAAGAUGUAGGAGGUGUUGUCGCUGGAAUUUUGGAGCAACCUGCUGAGUAUAUCAACCGAACUAUUGAUGUUGUCCAUUCUUCUACGGAUUUGUAUCAGGUUGCAGAGGUCUUGUCCAAGUCUCUUGACAAAGAGGUUCACUACAUUCCCCAAACUAUAGAACAGUUCAAAUCACUGUCCUUUCCAUUCGCAAAUGACUUGGCAGAUAUGUUUGCGUCGUAUCAAAUAAUGUUUGAUGACGAGCAUAUUAUAGAGUUUGAUAUUGAAACCUGUCGAAGAUUAUAUCCAAAGUACCAUACAUUAGAACAGUGGGCUAGAAAGUAUAAACAACAGUUGAUUGGACUUGAAGAGAGAUAAACGUGUAUUAACCGUCUUUAACAAUGCAAAUUUCUUUCAUCGGAAAGAUAAAGGACAAUGAAAACCUUUUUCUUGUG
This is a messenger RNA of Galdieria sulphuraria, 1031 nucleotides long. Its product is annotated as NmrA-like family domain-containing protein 1. The record is from RefSeq and is a predicted model, not a curated record. NCBI's taxonomy places the organism in Eukaryota, Rhodophyta, Bangiophyceae, Galdieriales, Galdieriaceae. Bases 25 to 954 code for a protein of 309 amino acids. The transcript is spliced from 3 exons.